AGCACCGCAAAAUUCCUAUAUAAAAGGGUUAGGGCUAAAGCCUUCUUCGUUGUCCAUGCAAUAGGCUUCGCAUUAUAUAUCUUUCUGGUUUCUAUCAAAAGAGAAUUAAGAUGUCUCAUCUUGGGAAGACCGAAAUAGACGUCCACCUGAAUGCCUCUGCCCAGAAGUUUCAUGAAAUGUUCACCAGCAAUCCUCAUCACAUAGCCAACAUUAGUUCUGCUAAAAUCAAGUCUGUGACUAAGCUUGAAGGUGAUUUCUCAAAAGCCGGCUCCAUCGUUGUCUGGAAUUACGUUCUUGAUGGGAAGGAGGGGGUGGCGAAGGAUGUGAUCGAAGCUGUGGAUGCAGCUAAGAACCUGAUAAUUUUCAGGGUGAUAGAGGGGGAUUUCCUGAAGCAUUACAAGAGCUUUAAGUUCAUAAUUCAAGUGAGCCCAAAGGCAAAAGGAAGUGUGGCUCACUGGACUCUUGAGUAUGAGAAGUUGCAUGGGAGAAUCCCAGAUCCACACACUGUGAUGCAGUUGGCGACAGAACUGAGCAGAGAAAUUGAUGCAAGCCUCACCCAGGGACAGCACAGGAAGAACAGUUAUUGGGGAAGGCGGGAGUUGAUGUGCACAUUAAUGCUUCUGCAGACAAGUUUCAUGAAAUGUUCAGCAGCAAGCCACACCAUAUUCCCAAUAUUUCUCCUGCUAGAAUUAGAGAUGCUAUUCUUGAAGGAAGUUGGGGCAAGGUCGGUUCCGUUAUUACCUGGCAUUACGUCCAUGAAGGGAAGAACCGUGUGGCUAAGGUGGUGAUUGAAGCCAUAGAUGCAGACAAGAAUCUGAUCAGUUGGAGAAUUGUGGAGGGAGAUAUCCUCAAGGAUUUCAAGGCCCUGAUUACUACCUUGCACGCAAUUCCAAAGGAUAAAGGGAGUUUGGUGCAUGUCAUCCUGGAAUAUGAGAAGCUGAAAGGUCACAUUCCUGACCCUCACACUCUCAUAGACUUGGUAGCUGAAGUUGUCAGAGACAUUGAUGCUCAUCUUGUUACCCAGUAGUAGCCAUCUUUGAAGCUUAUCUUUAGCUCUACUAUAUAUUGAUCUUAUUUAUAUUUUCAGAUUUCUGAGCCAUGCGAUUUGAGUCUCAUUGACUUCCUAGAGCAUCUCAAUUAAGGUGUUAAAUUUCAUAGAAGAAAGGUACAAUGUGUGCGAGACGGUGAACCUCGCAUAUUGCAUCGUUUUCUUUUAUUGAAAUCAACACUGUUAAUUUCUUAAAAAAUUGAGAGAUUCAAAUCCUCAACUCCAGCGCGUCCGUCCUUGUGGAUGUUAUAUAUACUCCAUUGUGUGUAAUAAAAACAGCUUCCAUCAGAAGUUGUUUCUAAUGCUCGUAUAUUGCGAUCAGCUGUAAUAUGUGAUUGUAAGCUAUGAAAUCGAUGGUCGAGUGUUAAUUUGCU
Neltuma alba is the source of this 1422-nucleotide messenger RNA. RefSeq names its product MLP-like protein 43. The transcript is spliced from 3 exons. Lineage: Eukaryota; Viridiplantae; Streptophyta; Magnoliopsida; Fabales; Fabaceae. Gene Ontology annotation, biological process: defense response. Bases 111 to 788 code for a protein of 225 amino acids. The record is from RefSeq and is a predicted model, not a curated record.